Molecule: messenger RNA, 1195 nt
Organism: Ipomoea triloba (trilobed morning glory)
Lineage: Eukaryota; Viridiplantae; Streptophyta; Magnoliopsida; Solanales; Convolvulaceae
Product: FCS-Like Zinc finger 14-like
Exons: 2
Coding region: 95-790 (231 amino acids)
Source: RefSeq, a predicted model, not a curated record
UAUCAAACAACUCCAUCAUAAAGACCUUCGCCACGCUCUAACUUUCACUCCUCAUUGUCCACUUCUCCAAGAGGAGCCCAAAAAAAAUUCAGUCAUGAUAGGCAGACGCCUGAGUCCGGUGAUCGGAAAAACCUCUGGUGCGCCGCUUUCCGACGGAUCAACCAGUCCGAGAAGUCCUCUGGAGUUGAAAUCACCGAGAGGUCCGAAAAGUUACGAUCUUGGCGUGGUUGGACUCGCGAUAGUGGCUGCCCUAGAGACGUCUCGUGGCAAAGGCGGCGAAUUUCUGGCCCUCCGGGCUGUUUGUAACCGGCCGGUCCCGAUUCCGGUCAAUUCCGGUAGACUCGCCGGAGGUUUUGGGGAAACGGCCGCGGAAUGUUUGGAUGAAGACGAAGAAGAGUAUACUUUGGUGACCUGCCGUGGUCCGGAUAACGAGUGCUACACCCGCCUGUAUUGUGAUAGCGGUAUUGUUGGCAGCCGGAGAAGCCUGAAACCUCGCCGGCCGACCGUCUUCGAGAUUUCUCCGGCGAGAACCGGUGACUCUCCGGGAUACCCAGAUUCCGAUUUUCUUAGUUCAUGUCACAUGUGCCGGAAAAAUCUCCACGGCAAAGACAUAUACAUGUACAGGGGCGAGAAGUCAUUCUGCAGCACAGAGUGUAGAUACAGGCAGAUUGUGAUCGAUGAGUGUAAUGAGAAGAUGAUGAGUUCGGAGAUUUUAAGGUCUGAUGAUGUUUCAAGCCCCUCUCCUUGUAGUAACGGGCAGAUGUUUUCACCUGGAAUUCUGGCACUCUGAUCUACAAUAAAGCUGUAGUGAUUAGUGCAACAUAAUAAGUGAUUAUAAUCUCUAAUUUAUGGGAAAAUUCAAAACUCACUGCUUAAAGGUGUAAGGUGGAUGAAGUCCGUUUUGUAAUUAUAAUUAGUAAAUUAUGACAAGGAGAUAAGAGGGCAUAGGUUAUAAUCCCGGGUACAUACAUUUGAGAAAUUAACAAGAGGGGCUUCAAUAAUUCACUUUUCUUUUUUUGGGAUAUAAUCUUGUAAAAAAGGCUUGUCUUUAUGCUCUCUCAAUGAAAUUUUGAAAUCCUUAUGUGGGUGUUAGCUUUUGUUGCAGUUCUACGUUUGUACUUUAUGCAGUGUUUGGCUUAGGAUUUAGGAGUGACCAUUCCAGUGAAUAUAUCAUUAUUUUAUUCGUUCCGUUGAA